AAGCCUGUGAGUCAGUUUGCAAACUGCCCCCAGAAACCUCUACUAUGUCCCUGGUGAGGUUCAAGGAGUUGGGGGAAGAGGAGUCCAAUUCAGAGGAGGAGAACCUGGAUAGUGUCAAGGCCUUGACAGCCAAGCUGAAGCUGCAAACACGCCGUCCUUCCUACCUGGAGUGGAAGGCCCGGGUGCAGAGCCUGUCAUGGAGAAACAGCUUGAAGGAUGGGGCCCUCCGAACCUUGAAAGAAAAGCAAGCCAGAGAGGUGGAGGAGGAAAAGCCCCAGACCCAGGAGUCACUGAAGACCAUCUGUGGGUUCCCCACCAUUGACGAUGCCUUGGAAUGGCUCCGGGUAGAGUUGCGGGAGAUGAAGGCCCUGGACCACCAGCUGGCCCGGCAACUGAUGGGCCUGCGUGGGCAGAUUCACCGGCUGAAGGUGGAGCAGGCCUGCCACCAACACAAGGAGAUGCUGGAUGACGCCACCUUUGGGCUGGAGGACUGUGAAGAGGACUCUGACCUGUUGUGCAACAUUCCACCAAAGGCUGCUUUUCUGCUCUCCAUGCCCCUCAAACAUAUUGGGGUCACACGUAUGAAUAUCAACUCACGCCGUUUCUCCCUCUGCUAAGAAGCUGUGUCCCCACCUAGGCUUGCUUUGGUCUGAACGUACUUUCAUGAGGAACAGGCAUC
Heteronotia binoei (common prickly gecko) is the source of this 679-nucleotide messenger RNA. RefSeq names its product family with sequence similarity 167 member B (gene FAM167B). The record is from RefSeq and is a predicted model, not a curated record. The transcript has 2 exons. The coding region runs from base 45 to 617 and encodes 190 amino acids. Lineage: Eukaryota; Metazoa; Chordata; Lepidosauria; Squamata; Gekkonidae.